AUGACAGGAGUAUAUAAAGGCAGCUUGAGCUUGCUGCCCGUAGGGGAUGGGUACGGGACAGUUACAUUCCUCCCACAGUACUUCACCGCCGCGUUCGAUACUCCAGCGCAGCUAUAUCAAGGAUUAUCAGAUACUACCACCAUUACAAUGGCCGCCUUCUACAGAGAUAUGCGCGUGCUUGGUGUAGCCCUCAAUAGAAUCCACGCCCAUUCAGAGAGGCGCGGGCCGUUAAUAACCAACUCGCUUCUAGCACACUACUUUUCAAGCACAGCGGGGUUUGGCGUCGGGCCCCCGAACACCAUGAAGGCUCCUUACGUUGUGCUCAGACUCACCGAAGCCGAAGAGCGCCUGGCCAACAAGCCUCGAUUUGUGGAGCACGUGUUUGUCGAGGACACGGAAGCAGGCGCUCCGUUGAUACCCUCGAUGGAACAAUUGUCGAGAUGCGCGGCGGCCAUGCGCCACGACGACAGAUGCUUUGCGGCCGUCUUGGAGGGCACACGUAUCUCGUUCUGGGAGUAUUUCAACCCCGCGCAUUUCAGUACGGUCGAGACCGACUUCCACUCGACGGCCGUGCUCGAUCUGGAGGGCGGCGGAGACGGCAAUGCGGCAAUGGGAGUGGCUUGA
Molecule: messenger RNA, 624 nt
Organism: Morchella sextelata
Lineage: Eukaryota; Fungi; Ascomycota; Pezizomycetes; Pezizales; Morchellaceae
Exons: 2
Coding region: 1-624 (207 amino acids)
Source: RefSeq, a predicted model, not a curated record